GAUACAAUUAGCAUACCUUUGGUAAAAAUACAAGCUUCCUAAUCAAUAAUGACUGUCACAGAAUUCCCACCCCUUCUUUCACAAGAUGAUAUGCAAAAAUAUAAUGUCCCAUUAAAGUGGAGAGAUAGAUGUGCUGCUUAUUACGCUCUUUAUAACACAUGUCUUGUUAGAGAAAGAAACAGUUCUAAAAUUGAUUGUAAGCAUGAUAAGCAUGCUUGGGAAGAAUGUGAAUUCUUAGAUUUACAAAGAAGAAAGCAAGAAUUGGAAGAAGCUAAGGACAAGAGAAGAGCUGAAUUAAAACAACAAGCUUCUAAUUAGAUAGUCUGUUUGCCAACCUAUUGUUUCACUACCACGAUUUUAUUUAUAUUUUAUGUUUCAUUGAAUUGCGUUUGUAAAAGGUAUUACUCCUGAUUAAGUGAAAACAUGGUUUAAAUGCAUUUCUAUGAUACACACUGACUUCACAUUGCAUGCGUGGAGAAGUAUAAUACGUUGAUUUCCACGUCUUUUUAUUUUAAGGUUUGAAGGGUCAGAUGUCUGACCAAGAGUUGAUUGAGUUUGUAACAUAGAUUAGUUAAUGAAAGUAUCAUUUUCGAAUUUCUUCUUCGUAUACUCAUUUAAAGAAUAGGAAUUAGUUUUUACUAUAUAACGAGAUAAAUUUCUACUCAUUUUUUUACAGUCUGUGCAACCUAUGACUUGUAUAUUUGAAACUCGUGAAGAGUAUCAAACACAAUUUUGAAAAAUUAAACAUCAUAAAUUCCUUAAAAGUUCAAUUUAUCUCCGCUGUCCACACUCUAUAUCGAUUGAGAAUACGAAUAUAAAGCUCUAUCUAUUUUCGGAGGUUUUAUAAAUUUACUAUCU
Molecule: messenger RNA, 858 nt
Organism: Spathaspora passalidarum NRRL Y-27907
Lineage: Eukaryota; Fungi; Ascomycota; Pichiomycetes; Serinales; Debaryomycetaceae
Exons: 2
Coding region: 49-318 (89 amino acids)
Cellular component (GO): mitochondrion
Source: RefSeq, a predicted model, not a curated record